This is a messenger RNA of Lactuca sativa (garden lettuce), 2732 nucleotides long. Its product is annotated as subtilase family protein. Gene Ontology annotation, molecular function: serine-type endopeptidase activity. The record is from RefSeq and is a predicted model, not a curated record. NCBI's taxonomy places the organism in Eukaryota, Viridiplantae, Streptophyta, Magnoliopsida, Asterales, Asteraceae. Gene Ontology annotation, biological process: proteolysis.
GAUAAAACCGUAGAGAUUCUUUGGCACACCAUCUUUUCAUAUAAAUACCCUAUUCAAAUCAAUCCGAUGUUCAUUGCCUUUCAACUAUGAACACUUUUCUAUUUCUUCCGCUUCUUCUUUGGCUACCUCUCUUAGCCUCAAGUUUUGACACCAAGGUGUACAUAGUAUACUUAAGGCAUAACGAUGACGAUGGAGAGAAAACGUUACAUGAGAUUGAAGAAAAUCAUCUUUCUUAUUUGUUUAGUGUUAAAAAGUAUGAAGAUGAAGUCAGAUCUUGUCUUCUUUACAGUUAUAAGCAUAGCAUGAAUGGAUUUGCCGCCUUGCUUACUAUUGAUGAGGCCUCUCAACUCUCCGAUAUGAAGGAGGUUGUGAAGGUGAUCCCAAGCCAUGAAAUGGAAUAUUCAUUGCAUACCACAAGAUCAUGGGAAUUUUCAGGCUUAGAUGAAGAUUUGAAGCCAAAUCAAUUGGAUAAAAAUGACUUGUUAUCCAAAUCUCAAUAUGGCAAAGAUGUCAUUGUUGGAAUGAUGGAUAGUGGGGUGUGGCCAGAGUCAGAAAGCUUCAAUGAUAGAGGAAUGGGACCCAUUCCAGUUUCUUGGAAAGGUAUCUGCCAAACUGGGCCCAGUUUCAAAACAACAAAUUGUAACAGAAAACUCAUAGGAGCAAGAUAUUAUCUUAAGGGUUAUGAAGCACGAUACGGACCUCUAAACACCACAAAAGACAGUCGGUCCCCCCGUGACAUGGACGGGCACGGGACCCACACAGCCUCCACCGUCGGAGGCCGUGGUGUCCCCCACAUCUCAGCCCUCGGUGGGUUUUCCGCCGGGACGGCUUUUGGGGGUGCACCGCAGGCCCGCCUGGCAAUCUACAAAGUGUGUUGGGCGGUUCCAAACAAGGGAAAAGAAGAUGGAAACACAUGUCUUUUUGAAGACAUGUUAGCUGCUUUUGAUGAUGCUAUUAAAGAUGGUGUUCAUAUUUUGAGCAUUUCGAUUGGUUCAUCAACCCCGAUUAAUUAUACAAAUGACGGUCUUGCCCUUGGAGCACUUCAAGCGGUGAAAAAUAAUAUUUUGGUGGUGUGUAGUGGCGGUAAUGAAGGGCCGACGGUGUCCACGGUGGUUAAUACUGCCCCGUGGUUACUUACGGUUGCUGCAAGUUCUAUUGAUCGUGCUUUUGUUGCCCCGGUUCAGUUAGGAAACGGCAUAAAAAUUAAGGGACAAUCAGCAACUCCAUACAAGCUGCCACAAAGGAAAAUGUAUAAACUUGUUUAUGCAGCAGAGGUUGUGAAUGAAGAUGUACCAAAAACAUACAUAUCAGGUCAAUGUUUACCUGGUUCUUUAUCCCCUCAAAAAGCCAAGGGCAAAAUUGUCUUUUGCAUGCGAGGGAACGGGACAAGAGUUGGAAAAGGGAUGGAGGUAAAGAGGGCAGGCGGCAUUGGCUACAUUUUAGGAAACAGCCCCGCCAACGGAGCUGAGUUAACCGUCGACGCUCAUGUUCUUCCGGCAACUGCAGUUUCAUCAGAUGAUGCAAUACAAAUUCUCAAGUACAUAAACUCCACAAAAACUAGAACAGCAUAUAUUUAUCCAGGAAGAACUGUAUUACAAACUAAACCAGCUCCAUCAAUGGCUGCCUUCUCAAGUAGAGGCCCAAGUGCCAUUUCGCCGGAGAUCAUCAAGCCGGAUAUUGCUGCACCAGGGUUGAAUAUACUGGCAGCGUGGACAGAAGGUAAUUCUCCGACGAAGAUCGAAGGUGAUCACCGGAGGGUAAAAUACAAUAUACUUUCAGGAACUUCAAUGGCUUGCCCUCACGUCGCCGCCGCAGCUGCUCUACUCAAAGCGAUUCACCCCGAUUGGAGCAGCGCCGCCGUGAAAUCAGCGCUUAUAACCUCCGCUGGAUUACUGAACAAUGAAGGGAAGCAAAUAACUGAUGCAUCAGGCAAACAAGCAGAUCCAUUCCAAUUCGGAUCGGGUUAUUUCCGGCCGGAGAAGGCAGCUGAUCCUGGACUCAUCUACGAUGCUUCGUACACCGAUUAUCUCUCGUUUCUUUGCAGCCAUGGUGAUUUAAGAUCCAACCCAACUUUCAUAUGCCCUAAAUCUACACCUUCAACUCAAAAUCUAAACUACCCAUCUUUCAGUUUCCCGAAAUUAAUCGGGAAAGUGAGUGUAAAGAGAACGGUGACGAAUGUUGGGGGAAAAGGGAGUGUUUACUUUGCUAGUGUAGAACCGCCGUUGGGAGUCUCUAUUAAGGUGUCGCCGCCGAUUUUGAAGUUUAAAAGUAUAGGCGAGAAGAAGAGUUUUGAAUUAAGGGUGGAGAGACAGGUGAAUGGGAAGGUGGAGAAAGACAUGUACUCAUUUGGGUGGCUCACAUGGAGUGAUGGUGUUCAUAUUGUUCGAAGUCCUAUUGCAGUGUCUUUGAUGUAGUGAUCGGGUUUAAUGAUUUAAUCAUAUAAAGAUAACAUGGAUUGAUUAGAAAGUUCUUGAAAACAAGAACACAAAGAUGAAUAAUUAGAGGAGUAACCGUAUAACAAUAACAUACCUAGAAAUACAAUAUCAAGAAUUUGCAGUUGUGUUUUCUAGCAAAGAUUUCAUCUUUUUCAUAAAAAUGUUAGAUUGCAUCAAUUUCAUUGUCAAUUAAUUGCAAAUGCAACACAAUAUGAUUUGUUUUGUAUUGUGUGCCAAAAGAGGUUUUAUGUAACAUGAAUGGCUAUUGAAUAUGAAAGUGUUGUGUGACUUGUAUAA